Messenger RNA from Cinara cedri, 351 nucleotides. The record is from the annotation of a GenBank genome assembly. Lineage: Eukaryota; Metazoa; Arthropoda; Insecta; Hemiptera; Aphididae.
AUGGAAACGUACGAUAAAUUGGUGAAAUUGUUCGGUGAUGAAGAUGAGAGUCGUGCUCAGGUGUUUCGAUGGCAUAAAAAUUUUAAAAAUGGUCGUGAAAGCGUCGGGGAUGAAUCGCGAAGUGGGAGACCGGUUGAAGCUCGAACUGACAACAAUCUUCAGCGUGUGCGCACUCUCGUGCAUCAAGAUCGGCGUUUAACCGUUCGAAUGUUGGCUGAUGAACUUAAUUUGAAACGAGAAACCGUCAGAAAAAUUUUAACUGAUGAUUUGUCCAUGAAAAAGCUGUGUGCAAAGAUGGUACCGAAGAACCUUUCGGCGUGCCUUCAGUGUGUCGCGAUUUUUGACCUCUAA